GGAUGUCAAGAUAAGCGGCAAGAUAAAGACCGACACACAGCUCAUGCUGAGUGGAAGAAGGAACAAUCUGCAACAGGUUUCCUCACCAUCUCACCCUUCGACAUGAAGCCAGUGACGGCAUUUGCAGUCUUGUGUGGCAUGAUGGCGCUGACUGGAGCAUUUGUGCCACCAUUGGAGGAAAUGGAAGCAGCCAAGACAAAGCUGGUGAAGCGGUCCUUCAGCUGUCCUCCCUUGUGGAGUUACUACUAUGGACGCUGCUACCUUUACGUCACGACUCAGAUGAGUUGGGCCAGAGCUGAGAAGCACUGCCAGGACUUGGGCGGAAACUUGGCCUCCAUUCACAGCAUUCUGGACUACCAUGAGAUUGAGAGGGUCAUUGCAUUAACAUACCGUGGAUCCGGAACGGUUUGGGUCGGAGCCUCUGAUGCACAGCAGGAGGGAUUCUGGCUGUGGAGUGACGGGACACCUUUCCAUUACACCAACUGGUGUCCUGGAAAGCCGAGCGCCCACAACACUUAUCAGAGCUGUGCUGAAAUGCAGUUCCCAGGAAACAAGUGCUGGAGUGACACUCACUGCAACUACAACAGGCCGUUUGUGUGCACCAGGAAGUCCUAUUAAAUGGUGGCAAAAACGUGCCUCAUUUUGCUUUUACUCGACCCUGUCUUUGCUGUAACGCCAUUUAAGGAAUGAAGCGACAAGUGACCAAAGCAGAAUGUUUACAAGAAGAAUGUGUUGUGAAGGAAAGCUUGCAGCAACCUCAAAAAAUAUCGGCUAGUGCAACGUGACGUCAUGAAGUAUUGCAAUCUUACAAAUGAGGCCUGGGGAAUUAGACAUGCUAAUAAAGUUUAAGGAAAAUAAAGUGUUCAACAUGUGUGCUUGUUUAAGUAGAUUACCAGUCCACCAGUCCUGCUUUCUUGUGUGUGUGUGUGUGUGUGCAUAUAUAGACAGGUGGCAGCUAGGAUGAUAACAACAACAACAAACAUGGAGGAAUCCCUGAACAAAAGCAAACAAAAGCAUCUGUUUGCUUUGGUCCAGGGAUGUUUUUCACUACAUAAUGACUAGGAUUUGAACUACUCUGAAUGUACUUCAAAAUCUUAUAAUACUGAAAUUCUUAUACAAAUAUUUUCAAGACAUUAAAAGAGCUUUAGUUUAAAUAAGGUGAUAUAGAAACUUGAAUAUAGUCACCAUCCUGAUUUAUUGUGCCAUUGUCAAACUGAUGCAAAAUAAACAAUAUUUUGUUCUUUAAAUGUAUGCAGGGGACAUAA
Molecule: messenger RNA, 1265 nt
Organism: Synchiropus splendidus (mandarinfish)
Lineage: Eukaryota; Metazoa; Chordata; Actinopteri; Syngnathiformes; Callionymidae
Product: type-2 ice-structuring protein-like
Exons: 7
Coding region: 103-618 (171 amino acids)
Molecular function (GO): signaling receptor activity
Source: RefSeq, a predicted model, not a curated record